This is a messenger RNA of Oncorhynchus masou masou (cherry salmon), 3307 nucleotides long. It is a transcript of the gene tmem70, whose product is annotated as transmembrane protein 70. The record is from RefSeq and is a predicted model, not a curated record. The transcript has 3 exons. Bases 118 to 861 code for a protein of 247 amino acids. Gene Ontology annotation, cellular component: mitochondrial membrane. Gene Ontology annotation, biological process: mitochondrial proton-transporting ATP synthase complex assembly. NCBI's taxonomy places the organism in Eukaryota, Metazoa, Chordata, Actinopteri, Salmoniformes, Salmonidae.
ACAGAAUAAGAAAGUGGGUUGGGUUUGUAGGCUUCUGUUGUAAAUGCUAGUUUCAGUUAGCUACCUAGAUAGUCAGCAAAGAAGCUAGCCAAGGCGACUUAACUUUAAUAUUUUACAAUGUUUCAGCUUCACUUUGCACGUGGAUUACGUACUGGUAUUUCGCAAACGUUUAGUAUCCAUUUUGCUGCCCCCCGACGUGGGAGGCCUGCUUCUCACGCGUGUAGAAGGCUGCCAUUGAAGACCCAAGAGCAAUUGUAUCACACUGCCAAAAGGUCGUUUCUCAAUGAUGCUACUAACAAGGUACAGUUAGCCUCUAUACAGCGGAUGGACCGCAACUUGUCUACAUCCUCCACCUGCCACUCUGAAGAGGGGAAGCUGAUCUAUUCUGGGAGCCUCGGCAAUGCUGUUCGAGGUGUGAAGAUGUUCUCCUACACCAGUAGCGGGGCCAGCCUUUGCGUGAUGCCAUACAUCCUUCUGAAGACGGGCAUUGGUGUUCAGAGUCUGGUGCUGAAAGGUGCCUUCUGCGGUGUCAUUGGUUUCUUUACAUUCCUGACUCCCAUCCUCCUCCACAUCAUCACCAAAGGCUAUGUCGUCCGCCUGUACCACAACCAGGACACUGACACAUACACAGCUGUCACUUACAAUGUCCUACUGAUGGAGAAAAAGACUGUGUUCCGUCAGAGUGAGGUCAAGAUACCGAGUGUCAGCAAAAUGUUAACCACAUUCUAUGCCGACAAGAAGUCUAUGCUUGUGAACCCGAUGCUGUUCCCACUUCCUCAUGACUAUAACCACCUAAUGGGUUAUGAUAAGCCCUUUUCAUUUAAUACGGAAGACUUGGAUGAUAAUCCAAAUAAAAGUUAAUUGAUUUCUACAGAUAAGACAGUCUAAACUGCAGAAUGGUGUGUGUGUGUGUGUGUGUGUACAACUUAAAGUGUAGUCACAAUAGCAUAUUAAAGAGAACCAUUGAAAUGUUGGUGACUAGGAAGAGGUCAUGUACAGAUGUAGAGGAGUAUUAUGGUAAAACAAAAGUUUUGAACAACGCUAAUGGAUAAUGUCAUUGCUGGAAAAGUACAUUUCACCUGACACGACUGUGUUUAGAGUUUUUUUUGUGUUUUUUCUUCUGCUUCAAACAAUGCCUCUCUUCUGCUUCAAACAAUGCCUCUCUUCAGGAAAAACUGCCAGUUUUCUGAUAGAAAAAUGACAAAUUCCUACUUCUGGUUAUUUUGUCUAGCAGUUUGUAUAUUGCAUGAACAGGAGAACGGCAGUCAAACCAUUGAGUAUCUUCCAAUUUCAGUUGCAAUAAUUACCACGAUGUUUCAAAUCCUGGGUAUUGUUUUAAGUGUUUUGGCUGCUUAUGGACAGAGAUUGCUUUGCUUUUCAGAACGUAUCAAAGCCUGGUAUACUUGGCAUGGUAGGACAGCACUUUCCAUGUACUUAUCUAGUGUGACCAAAUAGAGAAUGUACAACAUUUUAUAACAUUUAGAUAAAUCUAGUAAGGUAAUACCAGAACUACUAGGUGUCUGGAAGUUGUUUGCUAUAUUUAAUCUGACACACUUUUACCAGAGGCAAUGUAUAAAUCUUCUGACAAUGUCACCCUGCAACAAUGGAGUGACAGUAUUUGCAGUUACCUACUCAGUGAUUUCAUGGGAGAAUUUAAGUUGAUUUAUUUUUCAAUAUACAUUGUAAUCACUUUCUAGUCUUGUUGCAUUCAGGACAGUUCAAACAGCCUUGGGCCUAACCCAUAGCUAACACACUAUCCUUUAGUUUAACUUCCAGUUGAGCCACAUUGGUUUCCAGGUGUGUGUCUGGUAUAAGAAUUGGAAGUACAUCGAAUUUUCCGAGACAGAUUACUUUUGCCGGAAUCUGAAAAUAUGUAACAUUUUCAAAGGAGGUAUGUAAUUAGAAAACUAACAUUUAUAUUGAUCCUCUAGUCCAGCUUUUAGAAAUUGUAUGCUGUUUAAUUUAACUUCUGGUGGUUGCGUGUGAGAUACUCCAUACCUCUUUGCAGAAUCCCUACAUGAUACCUUUCCCUUUAUCUCAGGGCCUAUGGUGGGUUCCCAAAAGUGAGUACUGUGGAAAACCACAUUCUAUGUAUUGUAAAAAAUAAAGUUGGGUCCAAAAUAAUUGGCACCCUUGGUAUCUCAAAGGCUGCAGGUAGCCAAGUGGUUAGAGUGUUGGACUACUAACUGGAAGGUUGCAAGAUCAAAUCCCUGAGCUGAUGAGGUAAAAAUCUGUUGUUCUGCCCCUGAAUAAGGCAGUUAACCCACUGUUCGAUGACUGACUUGCCUAGUUAAAUAAAUACAUUUAAAAGAUGAGGGAAAAAAGACUAUAAAAUAUGACAAAUAUUGAUCUAUAUUUUAUGCAACAACAACAAAAAAGUACAAUUAUAUUAUUUUAUACUAAUACAAUUGCUCAGAGAAAGAGAAAUAUUUGUUUUUUUCCCCCAAAAUAUAGGGGUCAAAAUGAUUGGCACCUCUGUUUUCAAUUCCUUUCAAUAUCAUCUUGUGAGGAUAACCGCACUGAGCCUUUUUCUAAAAUAUUUUAUGAGAUUGGACAACACAUUGGGAGUGAUCUUAGACCAUUCCUAAAAACAUUAUUUUUCCAGAUUAUGGACUGCCCUGUUUAAUUCAAACCACAGGUUUUCAAUGGGGUUCAAGUCCCGAGACUGAGAUGGCCAUUGCAAAAUGUUGAUUUGUGGUCAAUUAACCAUUUCUUUGUGAAUAUUGAUGUGUGCUUGUGGUUAUUAACUUGCUGGAAGAUCCACUUCUGGCCAAGUUUCAGACUCCUGGUUAGGUUUUUGGUAAAAAUAUUCUGGUACUGGGUAAACUUAGUGACGCUGUUGACUAGUGAUGCACCGAAAUGACAUUUUUGGCAGAUACCGAUAUCUGAUAUUUUCCUUGCCAAAAAAACAAUACUCAUAUUUAAAAUGUAGCGGCCUUUUAAGCAUUCUAGUACAGUUUAAUAGUUAACACACACACAUGGACGCAGAGGUCUAAAGCACUGCAUCUCAGUGCAAGAAGCAUCACUACAGUCCCUGGUUCGAUUGGGAGUCCCAUAGGGACUCCAUGUGUAACUCUGUGUUGUUGUCUGUGUCACACUGCUUUGCUUUAUCUUGUCCAGGUAGCAGUUGCAAAUGAGAACUUGUUCUCAACUAGCCUACCUGGUUAAAUAAAUGUGAAAUAAAAAAUAGGGAGGCGCACAAUUGGCCAAGCGACGUCUGGGUUUGGCCAGGGUAGGCCGCCAUUGUAAAUAAGAUUUUGUUCUUAACUGACUUGCCUAGUUAAAUAAAGGUUACACACACACGUCA